Calliphora vicina (urban bluebottle blowfly) is the source of this 1483-nucleotide messenger RNA. RefSeq names its product myb-like protein X. The transcript is spliced from 2 exons. Bases 96 to 1079 code for a protein of 327 amino acids. NCBI's taxonomy places the organism in Eukaryota, Metazoa, Arthropoda, Insecta, Diptera, Calliphoridae. The record is from RefSeq and is a predicted model, not a curated record.
GCAAAUAAACAUCUAAAGCAACGGUUUAAAACGAUUUUAAUUAAAAUUUAAAAUAAAAACAUAAGAAAAACAUAAACAAUAUAAUUUGAGACAACAUGAGAGGUUUAACGAUUUUAAUGUUUCUGCUGUUGUCAGUGCUGAGUGUAACAACGAUCAAUGCCAAGAGUAUGGGUGGCAAAGAUCAACCAGCAGAAAAGGCCGAAAUGUCUCCAUCCAAUGACAUGAUGAUGAAUCCGGAAGAGUCAAAUGAGGAUAACCAAAACAAACCAGAGGAGAAAGAAGAUGAAGAUAUGAUGAUGUCGCCAACAACAAAAAAACCUCAAAAUGAAAUGAAGAAAAAUAAAACCACAAACUCACCAAUGGACAAAAAAGCUGAAAAUGAAGACACAACAAACAAUGAUGAACAAUCAGAUGAUAAGGAAGAGGAGCAGGAAAAAAUGCCUUCAUCUACCACGAAAAAGCCAAAAAAAUCAAAAACAACUACUACAACCACCACUACCACCCAAAAACCCAAAACUAUGCCAAAAGAUGAUAAUAAUGCAGCCGAAGAAAAAGAUGAUGAUGAAGAGCAGGAAAAUGAAGAAGAUGAGGAGGAGGACAAUGAUGAAGAAGAUCCCAUGGAUAUAAUGAUGGAAACUACAACCACCACAACUAAAAAACCUAAACAAUCCAGUACUACCCCUAAUAGUUCUCAAAAUAAAGAUAAUAAAGACACCACAAUCACAACCACCACCACUACCACCUCAACAACCCCUCAGCCCAAUAGCCUAGAUGAAGAUUUAAAAACCCUUAUGGAUGAGUGUAAAAAAUUGCGCAGCAAAAAGAAAAACAGCUCAGAAGAAAACAGUUCGGAGGACCAAAAAAAACGUCAUAAUCAUGUCUCCAAAAAAGAUCGCAAGCGUUUAAAGCAAUUGUGCAAAGGACUCGCCAAACAACAGGAGCGCCAGCAACAGCAGAGAGUCGCUGAUGCCAUACAACGUCUAGGCUCCCAACUAUUAGAUACCGACAAUUCAGAUAUGCCAAGAUUAAGUGAUGUGCUUAAGCGUUUGGAAGAUCGCUUUACUGGACGCAGGCAUUAAGUUAGAAUUUAAGAAAAUUUUUACAAACAUUUUUAGAAAAAUUAAAAGUUUUAAGUUAAUUGUACACAAUUAGAAAAAUAUGUAUAUAUUUUUAUUAUUUAAUUUGGAAUUACUUAUUUGGCUAUAAUAAUACUGUGAUACAUGUCAUCCAGUACCACCGAAUAACAACAAGUAAAAUGCUUUCAAAAAAAAACCUAACUCAACUGUCGGAAAAAACCUUUAAGUAUGUAUUAGUAAAAUUUUGUUCAUAUGUAUUGGUAUUCAAACCACUUUCAUCACACUCCACACUAAAACACACAUCGUUGUAAAAAUUAUGUUUAAAUUCUAAAUUCAAACAAUUAGUUAAAAGAUUUUAUAAAGAUAUUUUUCUGUUUUAUAUUUCAUAUUUUUACCAAAAAAAAACU